Cetraspora pellucida is the source of this 2826-nucleotide messenger RNA. Lineage: Eukaryota; Fungi; Glomeromycota; Glomeromycetes; Diversisporales; Gigasporaceae. The record is from the annotation of a GenBank genome assembly.
AUGUUCCUGCCAGUAGCUAUAGCUUCUAUUAGUGAUGCCUACAUAUCAAUUGAUCGUAUAAAUGACUUUUUGCAGGCUGAUGAAUUAUCAGUUUUACCGGAAGUCAAUCCAAACGAACAAUAUGCUAUUAAAGUUACUGAUGGUGAAUUUAUCUGGGAAAAAAGUGAUAAAAAUGAAAAUGAUUCUUCACCUACUAUUAGUAACGAAAAGGCCCUAGAUGCCUCUACAGUUUCGACUCCUGCUGAUUUAGCUGAAAACUUUGAAAAUUCUCAUCCACUUUCUCCAAGGUCUCACCUUUGUAAUAUUAAUGUUUCAAUACCUCAUGGAAAAUUAAUUGCUAUUGUUGGUUCCGUAAGUUCUGGUAAAUCUUCAUUAUUGUCAGCUCUGGUUGGCGAAAUGAAAAAAAUUAAAGGAGAGGUCUUAUUUGGAGGAAAUCUUGGGUAUUGUCCUCAAAGUGCGUGGAUUCAAAAUGCUACACUUAGGAACAAUAUUACUUUUGGAUUACCUUUUGAUGAAGAAAAGUAUUUACAAGUUAUUAAAGAUUGUUGUCUAGAACAAGAUUUAAAAACAUUGCCUGAUGGUGACUUAACCGAAAUUGGAGAGAAAGGAAUUAAUUUAUCUGGAGGACAAAAACAACGUGUCAACAUCGCAAGAGCUGUGUACUAUAAUGCAGAUAUCGUGUUAUUAGAUGAUCCAUUAUCGGCAGUUGAUGCAAAUGUUGGAAAAUACUUAUUCACAAACUGUAUUCAAGGUGCACUUGCCAAAAAAACACGCUUAUUUGUUACACAUCAUUUACAUUAUCUGCCACAAGUCGACUGUGUAAUAUAUAUGGAAAACGGUAAAAUUGUUGAACAAGGAACUUAUGAAAAGUUAAUGAAUAAUGGGAAAUCAUUUUCGAAAUUGAUUGUUGAAUAUGGUGAAACCAAAAAUGAUGAUGAAAUAAAAAAUGACGAAAAAUCAAUAUUGAAAGGAAGAAGUCAGACAUUUGACUUGCCUAAGGGGUUAAUGUCAACGGAAGAACAAUACAGAGGGGCAGUGAAUAAUGAAAUAUAUUUUGCAUAUUUCAAGAAUGCGGGUGGAUUAUUAUCAAUAUUAAUCAUUAUUUUCUUGCUUGUUAUGAUGCAAGGAACAAAUAUUGUAAAUAAUUUAUGGCUUUCAUUUUGGUCUAGCAACACGUUUGAACUUCCAAUAGGACUUUAUGCAUGUAUCUUAAAAUUUAUGAAAUCUCAAAUUGCAAUGGGUGUUUAUUGCGCAUGGGGAGCCACUCAAGGAAUUUUUAGUAUUUUAUGUGGUAUUGCAUUCUCUUACAGCGGUGUCAAAGCAGCCAAAAGACUACAUUAUAAUGCAAUUAAACGUGUAUUAAGAGCACCAAUAAGUUUUUUUGAUACUACUCCCUUAGGAAGAAUUAUUAAUCGUGCUAUUGGAACUUUUAUUCUAAUCGUAGUGGUAUUUAAGUGGUUUAUUAUUCCGUUGGUUCCUUUGACCAUACUUUAUUAUUUAGCGGCUCUUUUUUAUCGGGCGUCUAAUCGCGAGUUAAAGCGUCUUGGUUCAGUAUUAAGAUCUUCGUUAUAUGCUCAUUUUUCCGAAACACUUACAGGGCUGCCGAUUAUUCGCGCCUAUCGUGAACAAGAAAGAUUUUUAAGAAAUAACGAAGCAUUCUUAGAUAUCGAAAAUAGAGCAAACUUUCUCACAAUAUGUGCCCAAUUAUGGCUUUCAGUGCGUCUUGACACCAUUGCAAAUAUCUUAGUACUUUUUGCAAGUUUUUUUGCAAUAAUUUUUAGAUUUAAUAUUGCACCCUCAAUUACUGGAUUAGUGUUAUCUUAUGCACUUCAAGUUAGCAUUUCUUUAAAUUGGUGUGUUAAAGAAGUUGCUGAAGUAGAAGCAAAUAUGAACUCAGUGGAACGUUUAGUUCACUACAGUGACGAUUUAGAAGUAGAGGCCGAGAAUAUAAUGCUGGACAACAGGCCACCACCUGGAUGGCCAGCUCGUGGAGAAAUUCACAUUAAAAAUUUGGAAAUUAGAUACAGACCUGAUAGUCCUCUAGUUCUGAAAGGCAUCUCAGUCAAUAUUAUGGCUGCUGAGAAGAUUGGAACAGUUGGCCGAACUGGAUGCGGAAAAUCAACGUUGGCAAUGUCGUUCUUUAGAUUUAUUGAACCAACUUCUGGAAGUAUUGUAAUUGACAAGGUCGAUAUUAGUACUAUUAGAUUAAAAGAUUUGAGAAGUAAUAUUACUAUCAUACCUCAGGAUCCCGUACUAUUUGAUGGCACUAUAAGAAGCAACUUGGACCCAUUCAAUGAGCAUAGCGAUCUCACGUUAUGGAAUGCACUUCGUCGUGUACACUUAAUUGGCCUUACUUCUGAAAAGGAAGAAUCAGAAAAUGUCCUUUCAAUUUCUGAACAGAAAAAUAACGAGAAAGAACAAAUAAUGCUUGACUCACCUGUCAAAGAAAAUGGAUCAAAUUUUUCUCAAGGCCAACAGCAGCUGAUUGCAAUGGCCAGAGCACUAGUUCGUCAUUCCAAAUUGAUUAUAAUGGAUGAAGCUACUGCUAGUAUAGAUUUUAAAACUGAUCAUCUAAUACAGGCUACAAUUAGAGAAGAGUUUAAAGAUAAUACUGUCAUCACUAUUGCACAUAGGUUGCGAACGGUUGUAGAUUACGAUAGAAUUCUAGUUAUGGAUGCCGGAAAUGUAGUUGGAUUCGAUAUUCCAUAUCUGUUGAUGCAAAAGCCUGAUGGAUUGUUUAAAGAAAUGUGUGAAAGAAGUGGCGAAUUUGCAGAAUUAAUAGAGAUUGCAAAGCUGAAAUAUGAUAGUAAAUUGCUAACGCAUUAA